Messenger RNA from Schistosoma margrebowiei, 380 nucleotides. NCBI's taxonomy places the organism in Eukaryota, Metazoa, Platyhelminthes, Trematoda, Strigeidida, Schistosomatidae. The record is from the annotation of a GenBank genome assembly.
CUGCGAGUCAGUGUAUCUAUCUCUGUGAAUCAUGUCUGGUCGUGGUAAAGGUGGUAAGGGUUUGGGCAAAGGAGGAGCCAAGAGACAUCGCAAGGUGUUGCGUGACAACAUCCAGGGCAUCACAAAACCUGCAAUCCGUCGUCUGGCUCGUCGUGGUGGUGUGAAACGCAUUUCUGGAUUGAUCUACGAGGAGACUCGUGGUGUUCUGAAGGUGUUUCUGGAGAACGUGAUCCGUGAUGCAGUCACCUACACAGAGCACGCCAAGAGGAAGACAGUGACAGCUAUGGACGUGGUGUACGCUUUGAAACGCCAAGGUCGUACUUUGUACGGUUUCGGUGGUUAAUUCACUAGCAUGUGAACAAUUAGCGACCUGCAACUGG